AUGUGCCGGUCGCAUGUUGCUUCAACAAGUCAAUUAAAUAUUGGAUCGCUAAAUGAGCUCGUUAUCAACCUGAUACCCCCGCCUUCUCUCGUUCUACCUUUUCCCCAGUUCUACGUGAUAUGGACCAGAAAGUUCCUCGAUGUCCAUGCAAAAUUGCUAACAAAGUUGGAUCCAGUGGCCCCGCGGUUCAAUGCAGGGCUUCAGCUGCCGCUAGUGUCGGCUGUGUCUGAAACCAGCCCCCCGUUUAUUCAUACAACCUUUUCUUCGUCCUCCGUAUUGGCUUCCCCAGAUCCUAUCCUUAAUCUAGGGGGUGAAGGCGAAGGUAUCAAGUCGCCUGAUAUUCUUAUAUCUGCUACUCCUUUGCCUACCGUUUCACUUAAUUUCGCUACAAACAAAAAAGAGCAAGAACAACUUUCCGAUGCAUUAUUCGUCGACAACGAAACCUCUAAGUUAUCACCUCAGACCAUAACGACCAAUCAGCAAAAAUCGAAGAGCAGCUCAUUAUCCGAUCGCAUCCGGUCCUGGACUUGGACUUUAUUAUCUUGGAUAUCAAAUGUAUUGUACUCUUUUUUUACGAAUGGAAAGGGCGCAGCUCCUGAGCAUGAUGCCCUUAGAAACAAGGCCAAUUCCGAACCAGGUGGCCUUUCAUGGGAACUUUCCCGGUCUGCAAGGGAUAGCGACAGCCAGAUACUACAUGAGAUACCAGACUACGUUCUUGAAUAUGCUCCCUUAGUCCAUCUCUUCUCUGCUGAACAAUUUUGGCCAUGCGAUAUUGGAGAACAUUUAACGCACAUUACGCCAUACUUGAACUAUACCCCCCUCAGAGCCACAUGGGAGCACCCUCUACUUGACAAUCUCGAUGACCUAAAUAAUUGGCAACACGGUCGCCAUGUCUUUUUGACGAGUAAUGAAAACGUGGAAAACCGACCAGAAUGGCUACAUGGCAAGAAGAAUAUUCCGGAACCUGUUCCCUAUUCCCGGCAAAAAGGACGCUUUUACCGUCGCUCGAUUGACUUCCUGUCACAGAAUACCCAGAUGUUAGGAUACUUUGGCCGCAAGGGGAAAACAGCUGGCAAGAGUAAAGCCCCCGCAGUGCUAAUUGUGAUUGAUAAAGGAGACGGCAUAGUGGAUGCAUUUUGGUUCUAUUUUUACAGCUUUAACCUGGGAAACGAGGUGUUCAAUCUCCGUUUUGGAAACCAUGUUGGGGACUGGGAGCAUUCCCUCGUUCGAUUUCAUCGUGGCGAACCUAAAGCUAUCUUUCUCAGCGAGCACUCCGGCGGAGAAGCAUAUACUUACAAUGCCAUGGAGAAACUAGGCAAGCGACCUGUCAUAUACUCCGCCACUGGCACUCAUGCCAUAUAUGCUAACCCGGGAAUACAUUCUUAUAUUCUUCCCUGGGGCCUCCUUCGCGACCAAACUGACGCCGGACCGCUGUGGGAUCCUUCCCUUAAUAUGCAUGCGUACGCUUAUUCGCCCCACAACGACACUUUAUACCCCUCAAAUAGAACACCCAAUGCGCCCAUCGAAUGGUUUUCAUUCCGAGGCCAUUGGGGAGAUAAAAUAUACCCGCUGGGUGAGAGACGACAGUACCGAUUUGCCGGGCAAUAUCAUUACGUCAGUGGACCCUUGGGCCCAAGGUUUAAGAACCUAGCUAGGAGGAAAGUGUGUCAAGGACCAGAAGAGGACAUUUGCAUUAUUAGAAACGAGGUCGGGGCAAAGGGUGGGCGAGAACAUGCUAAAGUGGGGUUGAAAUGGGAUGCAGGGCUUAGAGAUGAUGAUGGGGAGGAUCAGGUUUGAUCGCGAUCCUUCGGGAAGAUAGACGCCUUUUACUGUUAUACCUUAUCCUGUACUUACUUA
Molecule: messenger RNA, 1857 nt
Organism: Coccidioides posadasii C735 delta SOWgp
Lineage: Eukaryota; Fungi; Ascomycota; Eurotiomycetes; Onygenales; Onygenaceae
Gene: VPS62
Product: Vacuolar protein sorting-associated protein 62
Source: RefSeq, a predicted model, not a curated record